Molecule: messenger RNA, 2500 nt
Organism: Anarrhichthys ocellatus (wolf-eel)
Lineage: Eukaryota; Metazoa; Chordata; Actinopteri; Perciformes; Anarhichadidae
Gene: prpf19
Product: pre-mRNA processing factor 19
Exons: 16
Coding region: 190-1707 (505 amino acids)
Biological process (GO): mRNA splicing, via spliceosome; DNA repair; protein ubiquitination
Cellular component (GO): Prp19 complex; cytoplasm; U2-type catalytic step 1 spliceosome
Molecular function (GO): protein binding; ubiquitin protein ligase activity
Source: RefSeq, a predicted model, not a curated record
UGCUUUGCAGAGACUGCUGGAAAAAAGCGUAGAAGAAGAAGUCCGUUUGUAGCGGCAAUGAAAAGACAGCGUGCCAUUUCCAAUUUGAGCAAAACAUAAGGAAAGAUUACUUUAGCGAUAAUAACUAUCGAGGCACAGUACUAGCAUAAUUCCAUUGUUAGAAGAGACCACAAGGACUCUGUUGGAAAGAUGUCUUUGGUUUGUGCAAUCUCCAACGAGGUGCCGGAGCACCCGUGCGUCUCCCCGGUGUCCAGCCAGGUGUUUGAGCGGAGGCUGAUCGAGAAGUACAUCGCAGAGAAUGGGACCGACCCGAUGAACGGACAGCCCCUGUCGGAGGAGCAGCUCGUAGAUAUCAAAGUGUCCCAUCCUAUUAGACCAAAGGCUCCAUCGGCAACCAGCAUUCCUGCCAUUCUCAAGUCCCUUCAAGAUGAGUGGGAUGCGGUUAUGCUUCACAGCUUCACCCUACGGCAACAGCUGCAGACCACUCGCCAAGAACUGUCCCAUGCGCUUUACCAACAUGAUGCCGCCUGCAGAGUCAUCGCUCGACUCACCAAAGAGGUCACUGCUGCGAGAGAAGCUCUUGCCACACUCAAACCCCAGGCUGGAUUGGUUGCCCCUCAGGCAGUCCCCGCCUCCCAGCCAGCUGCAGUGGGUGCUGGCGGAGAGCCCAUGGAGAUUAGUGAACAGGUGGGGAUGACCCCGGAGAUCAUCCAAAAGCUUCAAGACAAAGCUACUAUCCUCACCACAGAAAGAAAGAAGAGAGGAAAAACUGUCCCAGAGGAGCUCGUUAGAUCUGAGGAUCUCAGCAAAUACCGCCAAGUGGCCUCUCACGCUGGUCUUCAUAGUGCCAGUGUCCCUGGUAUUCUGGCUCUGGAUCUGUGUCCCUCAGACACCAACAAAGUUCUCACCGGUGGAGCUGAUAAGAACGUGGUGGUGUUUGACAAGAGCGAAGAACAGAUUGUGGCAACACUCAAGGGUCACACCAAGAAGGUUACCUCUGUCAUCUACCAUCCAUCCCAGUCGGUGGUUUUCUCUGCAUCUCCAGACAGCACCAUCCGUGUGUGGUCCGUCGCCGGAGGAAACUGUGUCCAGGUGGUGCGUGCCCACGAGGGAGGCGUCACCGGACUCUCCCUACAUGCUACUGGAGACUACCUGCUCAGCUCCUCUGAGGAUCAGUACUGGGCCUUUUCUGAUAUCGAGACCGGUCGAGUCCUCACCAAAGUUACUGAUGAAAGUGCUGGCUGUGCUCUCACCUGUGCCCAGUUCCACCCUGAUGGUCUCAUCUUUGGCACUGGGACGGCUGAUUCCCAAAUCAAGAUCUGGGAUCUGAAAGAGCGCACCAACGUGGCCAACUUCCCCGGCCACUCUGGCCCCGUCACCUCCAUUGCUUUCUCUGAGAACGGAUACUAUCUGGCUACAGGGGCCCAGGAUAGCUCCCUGAAACUGUGGGAUCUGAGGAAACUGAAGAACUUCAAGACCAUCACUCUGGACAACAACUAUGAGGUGAAAUCCCUCGUGUUUGACCAGAGCGGAACCUACCUGGCUGUUGGAGGGUCUGACAUCCGUGUCUACAUCUGCAAACAGUGGUCCGAGGUCCUCAACUUCACAAACCAUACAGGAUUGGUGACUGGAGUGGCCUUUGGAGAGAACGCUCAGUUCCUGACCUCUGCAGGAAUGGACAGAAGUCUCAAAUUUUACAGUUUGUAGAAAAUGAUAAAUUCAGGAUGGAGAGGACAACUUAUUGGUCCCUUGGUCUCAACGGUCACUAUUCUGGACACAGACCUGUAAUUCUUAGAAGAAGAGAGAGAAAAAAAAAAAUCACUGCUAACUUUGCUUCCUUAGUGUGUUAGUCCUCGUGUCCAGGAAUGACACCACAUGAAAUUGUCUGCUCUAUGAAACCACAGCAGCAUGGUUAGGAUGACAUGUCUGUUGGCAUUGUAAGUCUGACAUGUAAAUGAUGUGAAAUGAGAUGCAAAGCCAGUAAAAUGUUCUUGUCUGAUUUGCCACCAAUUAUGACUUUACUGUAGUGUUUUCUUUUGUGUGUAUGUGGAGGGGGGGGGGGGGGGGGGGCGUCUAAAGUUGCUUGUAAUACAACUCCCAAAGUGUCGUGGUACACUGUUGGGGACAAUAAUUGGUGUGACAACAACCUGGUUCCCUUAUUAAUGUAGACGUUCUUCAUUGAAGUAUCUUUAGGGUAAAAUGAAAAAAUACAACAAAGCGGAAAAUGAGCAGGUGUGAGAUUCAUGUUCCUCUGAAAUAUUUAGUCUUGUUUAACCUCCCUUCAGUUUCAUUUCCCGUUUCAUUUGUUCCUUUUAAACUUUUGUCGUUUUCCAAUUGUAUAUUUUUCAUUACUUGCUAUUUUACCUGUUGCAACUCUGCCCUUUUACAAUAAAAUAAAAUAUCUUUUGUAUUGCCAUUCAUCUGUGUGUCGGAUCAAGACGAAGGGCACUGUUGGAUCCUCGACAUGCAUCUGAAUAAAUUCACUUUGCCUUCAUUUACA